This is a messenger RNA of Cotesia glomerata, 1952 nucleotides long. RefSeq lists its product as uncharacterized. Gene Ontology annotation, molecular function: protein binding; RNA binding. NCBI's taxonomy places the organism in Eukaryota, Metazoa, Arthropoda, Insecta, Hymenoptera, Braconidae. The record is from RefSeq and is a predicted model, not a curated record. Bases 330 to 1865 code for a protein of 511 amino acids. The transcript is spliced from 8 exons.
UUAUUUUUGUAUAUUUAUCAAUGUGGGAAGAGAAAUUAAUUUGCAACGUUUUCUAUCAAGUCUUAUGUUUGAAAACAAGAGAUAUUCAAUUAUAUAGUUAGUAGCUUGAUAGCACAAUAAUUCCCACAAGAAGUAUAUUUUAAAAUAUUUUGUAUUGUCUUCAUUUUAAAAUCAACUCAAGUCAUCAACGAAAUAGUACUGCAAUUGUUUUUUAAAUACAUAUAUAAAUAUAAUAAACGCAAAGCCGACAAACUUAUACGGUUGAUAAAUAUUAAAAAAAAAUUAUUUGACGAUACGUUUUGAAUUAAGUUAAAUAAAAGGAGGUUGAAAUGGACAACGAACGUUGUGAUAGAAAUAAUAGUGUUGUAGAAUGUGAAAAUAUACUGAAAGUACUAAAUAUUAAUGAUAAUAAUUCAGUACAACAAGAAAAUAUUGACAUAAAUAAUAUGUCUGUGCAUAUAUCGAAAAAAAAAUUGAAAAAAGAAAGGCAACGUGCUAAAAAAUUAGAAGCUGCUAAUAAAAGUUCACGUGUAUCAAAGAAUAUAAAUAAAAAUAGCCAACAAAUAUCUUAUUCGAAAAAUAAUAUCACUGAAGAAAACAUAAAAAACGAUAUUGAUAAUACGAUAAAUGAUAUAGAUAGUCAUAAUAGUAGCAAUUCAAUUAUAGAAAAUGAUAUAGAUGAUUUAUCAUUAGAGCAAUCAGCUUUCGUUCAGUCAAUUGUUAAACAAAGAAAUAAAUUAAAAAAUAACUAUAUCGUUAAAGAUAAUAAAAACUCGUUAGAAAAUAUAUCUGAUAAUAAUAAUAUCAAUAGUUUUGAUUCAUCAGAUGAUUUACAAGGAUUUACUGUGGUUAAAAAAGACAAAAACACUAGAGAUUGGGAUAAAACCCCAGAAGGGUAUGGAAAAGAAGGGUUUAGAUUAAUUAUGAAAGGUCAAAAGGCUGAUGCUAUAUACUAUUUUUCAAAGGCUAUUCAAUUAGAUCAUUUAGAAGAUAUUCGUCAUUAUAUUAAUAGAAGUUAUUGUUAUUUAAAUGUUGGUAGUUAUCUUGAAGCUCUGAGUGAUAUCAAAUUUGUUAUUUCUCGUACAGAUGAUCCAGUAUUAAUAAGUAUUAUGAAAUGUAGGCAAGCACAAGCAUUCAUGGGACUAGAGCAUUUUAAUGAAGCCGAAAAAUGUUUUCAAGAAGCAUUAAAUGUUCUUCCAGAUUGUUUGCCUGUUAAAUUUGAACUUUAUAGGAUGAAAAUAGUUCAACUUAUUAAUAUGGGAUUUUCUGAGAGAUAUAUUUUAAAAGUAUUUAGAAAAACACCAUUGAUUAAUGUAAAGGAUGCAAUUGCUAUUUUGUAUGAAUUGAGUAAUGACUACGAUAAAAAACUUGAUGACAGUAAUAUAAGUAGUGAUAUUGAGACGGAAAUAUUUCAAUCGGAUAGUGAUGAUAAUCCAAGUAAUACAAGUAUAUUUAAAGAAGUAUUUGACUAUAAUGAUCACGAUAAUUCUUGGCAAGCACCAACUAAUAUUGAAGUAGAAUAUCAAGCAAAAACAAAAGGAGCUAAAAAUUCAAAAAAAAUUGAAUCUAAAGUUAAUGGUGGUAAAGUAAAAACCGCCGAUGUAACUGACUCAACAAAAAGUUUACAAAAAACUACUACGAUUGACGCUAAGGCUGUGUGGGUCGGAAGUUUGACUUCUAAAAUAAAAGAUAGUAUGUUGCUUAAGAAAUUUUCAGAGUUUGGCAAAGUUAACAGUGUUGCCGUUUUACCCGGUGAAAGAUAUGGUUUUAUUAAUUUUGUCGAAGCUCGUUCUGCCCAGCGAGCUGUCGAAGCCGGUUUUGUUGAAUUGUGUGGAAUGAAAUUGCCAAUUAAAAUCCGCGCAUAAAUAUAGAGAAAGUUAUUUCACUAUGACGUACAACGAUUAAAGUAAAAACAUUAAUAUUUUAUUUGAAUUAAAAAUAUUUUAUAUUAC